Molecule: messenger RNA, 834 nt
Organism: Suncus etruscus (white-toothed pygmy shrew)
Lineage: Eukaryota; Metazoa; Chordata; Mammalia; Eulipotyphla; Soricidae
Gene: MMAB
Product: metabolism of cobalamin associated B
Exons: 9
Coding region: 23-703 (226 amino acids)
Molecular function (GO): corrinoid adenosyltransferase activity
Source: RefSeq, a predicted model, not a curated record
GCCCGGCGGGGGCAGCGGCGCCAUGGCUCUGUGGGCCUCGGGAGGCCGCCUCGGCGCGCGUGGGUGCCUGGGCGUCGCCAGGCGACUGUGUCCCCGUUUCCGGAGCCUCGGCCCCCAGGGCGGGGAGGACGGGGACGGGUCACAGUCCUCCUUGAAGACAUCCAAGAUCCCCAAGAUUUAUACCAAAACAGGAGACAAAGGGUUUUCUAGCACCUUCACUGGGGAACGGCGACCCAAAGACGACCGGGUGUUCGAGGCCUUGGGCACUGUGGAUGAACUGAGCUCAGCCAUCGGGCUCGCCCUGGAAAUCCUCUCAGAGAAGGGCCACCCAAUGGCGGACGAGCUGCAGAGAAUUCAGUGCUUGCUGCAGGACAUCGGCACUGCCCUGGCGACUCCGCGCUCCUCGGCCAGGGAGGCACACUUAAAGCACAGCGCGUUUGAGGCAGGGCCGGUCCGGGAACUGGAAACGUGGAUCGACAAGUAUACGCACCAGCUGCCGCCACUCACGGCCUUCAUCCUGCCGUCCGGGGGAGUGAGCGGCGCUGCACUUCACUUCUGCCGGGCCGUGUGCCGCAGGGCCGAGCGGUGCGUGGUGCCCCUUGUUCAGUCAGGCGAGACAGAUGCCAACGUGGCCACAUUCCUGAACAGGCUCAGCGACUACCUCUUCACCGUCGCCCGGGUUUGCAGCUAUGAAGGAGGGUAGGACCGAGACGAUCUACAGGAAGGUUCGGCCGGGACCCCCCAGGCCUGAGCUGACAGGCAGGUGCAAUGGAGCGGUGGGCAGCACAGGAAGGAGGAGCCUCGGCUUCACUGACCCACAGGGGCCGGGCCAGG